UGUAAACACUGUAAUAAAAAGGGCCACAUACAGAGAAUGUGUAAAAUGAAGCAAAAUGAGGAAAAACAAAGAUUCCGGAAAAGGGAUAAAAGGGUGAAUGAAAUGAAUGACACCGAUACAAGUGGUUCAACCUCAGAUGAUACUGACACAGGGUUGGGGCAUAUAGCACUCCAUUCAGUGUCAGGCAGUGAUAAGAGGAUGAUAUGGGUGACCCCAGAGAUUGAAGGAAAGAAAGUAAAAAUGGAACUAGACACUGGAUCAGCACUUUCUCUUAUAUCGCUGAAAGAUUACAAAGAGAAGUUUGCAAAUAUUAAAUUGAAACGUACACCACUGUUACUGAAAACAUAUACAGGAGAAAAGGUGGCACCGGUGGGAAAAAUUGAAGUCAAAGUGAAAUAUGAAGACAAAAUGAAAACUUUGGAUUUGUAUGUGCUGCAAUGCGGAAGUGUACCAUUAUUUGGACGCGACUGGCUGCAUAUGAUUAAGCUCAAUUGGCAGUCUAUUAAGGUAAUGCAGCCCAUUGAGAAUGAAAGCAGUAAAGCCACACAGGAAGAGCUGAAAAUUUUACUUCAACGGACAGCAUCAGUCUUCCAAGAGGGCAUAGGAACUUUAAAACACAUGAAAGCACACCUCACAGUGGAUGAGCGUGCCUCAGCCAAGUUUUUGAAAGCUCGUCCUGUCCCCUAUGCGUUGCGUCCAAGAGUAGAGACAGAACUAAAGCGACUAGAGGACCAGGGUAUUUUGUCCAAAGUUGAAUGGUCAGACUGGGCAACACCAAUCGUACCAGUUGUGAAGAAAAAUGGCGCGAUAAGGCUAUGCGGCGACUUUAAGGUAACAAUCAACCCAGUUCUCCAUGCAGAUCAAUACCCGUUACCACGUAUAGAGGACAUUUUUGCUUCAUUAGCUGAAGGGCAACAUUUUUCAAAGAUUGAUUUGGCUCAAGCAUAUUUACAAAUGGAAAUGGAUGCUGAAUCAAAAAAGUACCUAACAAUUAAUACCCACAAAGGCCUCUUUCGGUACAAUCGGCUAGUGUUUGGUAUUGCAUCCGCGCCUGCGGUGUGGCAGCGUGCUAUCGAUCAAGUGCUACACAUUCCAGGCACACAGUGCUACUUAGAUGACAUUAUUGUGACAGGUCAUGACGACAGCUCCCACUUGGCUAAUCUAGAGGCUGUCCUAAUGAGGCUGCUGAGUAAGGACAAAUGUGAGUUCUUUAAAGACUCCAUUGAGUUCUGUGGGCACAGAAUAGACAGAGAGGGUCUCCACAAAUCACGAGACAAAAUUGAUGCCGUCCUGAAGGCUCCAAAACCCACCAAUGUUUCCCAGCUUUGCUCAUUUUUGGGACUGGUCAAUUACUAUCACAAAUUCCUGCCAAAUCUUGCAACUGUGCUUCAUCCAUUGAACAGCCUCCUACAAGCAAAAGUGACCUGGAAAUGGACAAAGAGUUGUGACCUGGCAUUCCAGACUGCGAAAGAAAUUAUCCCAUCCGAAAAAGUCUUGACUCACUAUAACCCAGAUUUACCUCUUCGCUUGGCUUGUGAUGCCUCGCCAUAUGGCACAGGUGCUGUCCUUUCACACAAAAUGCCGGACGGCUCUGAACGCCCUAUUGCCUUUGCAUCCAGAUCUUUAUGUGCUGCUGAAAAGAACUAUGCACAAAUUGACAGAGAAGGGCUUAGCCUUGUUUGGGGUGUCAAGAAAUUCAACCAAUACCUAUAUGGCAAAUGUUUCACAUUAAUUACAGAUCACCAACCCCUAGUGGCCAUUUUUAACCCUAGGAAAUCUAUUCCGGCUAUGACUGCAGCACGUUUACAAAGAUGGGCAUUGUUUUUAGGAGGGCACAGAUACGUGAUUGAGUACAAAGGCACAACACGGCAUGGUAAUGCUGAUGGACUCUCUCGUUUACCAUGUGAGCCUGAAGUCAAUGCCACUGCAGACCCAGCUGAGAUGUUCCAUACAACCCUUCUGGAGAACCUACCUGUCACAAGCGCACAGGUCAAACAGGAAACAUCCAGAGAUCCAACUAUGGCAAAGGUCUUGGAGUUAACUGUGAAGGGGUGGCCUGCCAAAAACACAGUGGCCUUGCCUGAAUACUUCAGUCGACGCGAGCAGUUAUCCGUGUGUCAUGGGUGCAUCAUGUGGGGUACAAGAGUUGUUGUGCCACCCAAGCUGCGAUCCCGAGUCCUGGGAGCACUUCAUGAUGGACACUUGGGUGUGGUAAAAAUGAAAAGUCUUGCAAGAAGCUAUAUAUGGUGGCCAGGCAUUGAUCAACAGAUAGAGGAAAUGGCCAAAUUAUGUCCUGAAUGUCAGCAGACGCAAAAACAGCCUCCAUCCGCCCCUGUCCACAGCUGGGAGUGGCCAACUGCCCCUUGGCAAAGGAUCCACGUGGACUACGCUGGGCCUUUCCUAGAUCGUAUGUUUCUUGUGGUGAUUGAUGCAUAUUCAAAGUGGCCAGAGGUCUUCAUAGUGAAAAAUGCCACAAGCACAAAAACAGUGGAACUACUCCGCACACUGUUUGCAAGAACAGGAUUGCCUGAACGACUUGUCAGUGACAACGGCAGUCAAUUCACAUCCGAGGAAUUUCAGUCCUUCCUCCAGAGAAAUGGCAUCAAACACACCACAGCAGUACCUUACCACCCCGCCACGAACGGGCUAGCUGAACGAUUUGUUCAGUCAUUUAAACAGUCAAUGAAAACAAUGUCAAAUGCUCAAGUGUCACUACAAGAGAAGAUGGUAAAUUUCUUACUUGCAUACAGAAAUGCUGACCAUACUACCACAGGUCAAGCUCCUGCCGUUUUGUUAAUGGGAAGAAGACUGAGGUCACGUCUUGAUUUGCUAAAGCUUGACCUGCGUAGAGAUGUCAUGCAAAAACAAUCCAUCAAAGCAAAGACUGGUCAUGUUAGAAACUUUGUGAUUGGACAACAAGUUCUGGCAAGAGACUACCGUCAGUCUAAGCAGAAAUGGCAGCAUGGUGAAAUACUGUCCAAGACAGGCCCUCUAACAUACACUGUGAGAGUUGGGGAAAGUGUUAUCUGGCGUCGACACAUCGAUCAAUUGCUGGAAGCAACCGCUCAACGUUCAGCCAAUAAGAGCACAGAGGAUGACCUUCAUAACCCUGAGGACUCUGAUGAGCUCGUGUGCACAGCCUCAGAGCCGCCGCCUCCUGAUCAUGGAAAUGCUGCACUGGUUAAUGCGGGUAUUCCUGAGGUUCCUGUUCAAGGCUCUGACCCUCACGAGAGACGCUAUCCUGAAAGAGCUCAUCAUCCUCCCCAAAGACUGGACCUAUAG
Molecule: messenger RNA, 3282 nt
Organism: Brienomyrus brachyistius
Lineage: Eukaryota; Metazoa; Chordata; Actinopteri; Osteoglossiformes; Mormyridae
Biological process (GO): proteolysis; DNA integration
Molecular function (GO): aspartic-type endopeptidase activity; nucleic acid binding
Source: RefSeq, a predicted model, not a curated record